AUGUCGAGGUACCCGACGUUGCGCAGCUGCGGCUACGAGCUGGACCGGACCAUCGGCACCGGUGGUUUCGGCAAAGUCAAACUGGCCACGCACACGUUGACUGGUGAGAAGGUGGCCAUCAAAAUCAUGGACAAGACCAAGCUGGGCAAAGACCUGCCGCGCGUCAAGCUGGAGAUCAGCGCGCUAAAGAACCUGUCCCAUCCCAACAUUUGCAAGCUUUACCAGGUGAUUGAGACCGAGUCGCACUGCUAUGUUGUCAUGGAGUACUGUUCGGGUGGUGAGUUGUUUGAUCACAUUGUUGAGAAAAGCCGUCUCAGCGAAAUGGAGUCGCGCAUGUUCUUCAGGCAAAUCAUAUCAGCUGUAUCGUAUUUGCACGACAGUGGUUAUGCGCACCGUGACCUCAAGCCGGAGAACGUGCUCUUAGACAGGGAACAAAAUUUGAAAAUAAUUGAUUUCGGUCUGUGCGCUAAACCGCAAGGCGGCAUGGACAGUUUGCUGUUGACCUCUUGUGGAUCGCCCACUUACGCUGCUCCUGAACUCAUUCAAGGGGUCAAGUACCACGGUUCGGAAGUAGAUAUUUGGAGCAUGGGCGUAAUAUUAUACGCAUUGUUGUGUGGAUGUUUACCAUUUGAAAGUGACAAUAUUGACGAACUUUUCAAGAAAAUAUUACGAGGAAAAUACAUAGAACCGGGUUGGCUGUCGUCAGGUAGUAAACGUUUGUUGAGACGUAUGCUUUGUGUGGACCCAUUAAAGCGUAUACGAAUCAGUGAGUUAAUUAAUGACCCAUGGGUUAGACUUGGAUUUGGUUGUCCACCGUCCACAAAAACUCAUGAUAUUGAUCGAUGCAAGGACAUGGAAUGUCUUGAAGCAAUUAGUCAUCAUUUUGAAAUUGAUAAAGAAAUUAUUUGGUCACGUCUAUCAAAGUGGAAGUAUGAUUGUGAAACUGCUACUUAUUUGUUGUUAUUAAAUAAAAAAAAAAAUGGCUCUCCGUUAGUUUUGAAGAAAAAAGAAGUACCUAAUCAACAAUCAGAACUUAUUAUAAGAAGGCCAGUUGGUCUCCACACUCCAGGCCAAGAAAACAGAAGAGUAGUUGGACGUGCUGUUCGAAGAAAAAUAGAUGAAGUGACACCUACUAUACCUGCUAAAAUCAAAAAAAAUACCAAUGCUGAAACUCCACAAGCGCAACCGCAAUGUUCAUCAAAUUUAAGUAGUCCUGCUGGAAAAAUAUUUUCAGGAUUAGACCGUGUCAGGAAAGCAUUGACACCUAGACGUCGUAUUACAACUCCAACACGAAAACAACCUGAAAUUUUGAAUAUCAAAAAAGAUUUAUGUAAUAUAUCAACUACAGUUUGCAAGGAUCCUGAAAAAGUGAUGAAUCAAUUGGAGAAAGCGUUGGCAAUGAAAAAUAUUAUUUGCUCAAGGAAAGGUUUUGUGCUUAGGGGCAAAUUAAAGAGUAAUGUAGCUGAUAAGGAAAAAUUGAAAUUAUCUUUUGAAUUAGAAAUUUGUUUGGUGCCCUCAAUGAACAAAGAAAAUUUGCCAGUUGUUGCCAUUAAACGAAAGCGACUUAAGGGUGACUCAUGGAUGUACAAAAAAAUAUGCGAGGAAAUUCUAAAUUUUACUGGAAAGUGUGAAACUAUUCCAGAAUAA
Molecule: messenger RNA, 1647 nt
Organism: Macrosiphum euphorbiae (potato aphid)
Lineage: Eukaryota; Metazoa; Arthropoda; Insecta; Hemiptera; Aphididae
Source: the annotation of a GenBank genome assembly